ACUGUGGGCCCCACGUGGGCCCGUCUGAAUAGUACGUGGGUCCCACCUGAAUAGGAUGUGGGACCCGCAUGAACAGUGCGUGGGUCCCACAUGGGGCCAGGAAUCGCUCCGAUUCUUAGAGCUUUAGGAUAUGUACUCAAUGUGUGUGGAUGCAUCGGUGCGGUGCCAAACGCAUGGGCUUCCAUUAUCCCGUCCAUAAUUCUUUUAAAUAGAGUAAUAAUGCUUUAUUAGCGAGUAGCCAAGUAUCAAUUCAAUUGCCCUUAUUAAAUACUUAUUUGGGCUUGGAAAAUGUAACGUGUACUUUUCAUGAAAACAAGAUUUGGUGGAACAGCCAAAUAGAAAUUGCAGCUUUACUCUUUAAUGUUUGUUACAGCAGCAUUAAUACAGGGAAUCAGAAACCAAGAAUAUAGAAACUAUUACCCACGAAACCUGUAACAGCGGCCGGAUAUAUAUAUAUAUAUAUAUAUAUAUUUAUAUAUAUAUGGAGCAUAAUAUCCUGGAGCUUAUACUUGACGGGAAGGAGGAGCCGACAUGUGUGCCGUUGCAUAUUCUAGUUGAUAUUACAGCAAAAUUUUCUAACAGGCGAGUAAUUGGUCAUGGUGGUUUUGGAGUGGUUUACAAGGGAUAUCUUCGAAAUGGUAUUGUGGCUGUCAAAAAAUCCUCGAGCAUGCCUGCAACCCAAGAGGAGGAAUUUGAUCGGGAGGUUAAAAACAUGUUGAGAGUUAAGCACGAAAAUAUAAUACGGUUUCUAGGCUAUUGUUCCAAUACAUACAAGAUCUAUAUAGAACAUGAAGGGAAGCUAACUCAAGCCCAUGUAUUAAACACCAUGCUCUGUUUUGAGUUUGCAAGUCAUGGCAACCUAAGAAAGCAUAUUAACGGUGAUGAUUCAGGCCUUGAAUGGCCUACACGGUAUAAAAUAAUUAAAGGAGUUUGUGAAGGUUUGUAUUAUCUUCACAGAAGCCAAAUAAUUCAUAGGGAUCUUAAGCCUGAAAAUAUACUGUUAGAUGAACACUACAACCCAAAAAUUGCGGAUUUUGGUUUAUCAAAAACCCUUGAAGAUGGAGCGUCGAAAGCUAUAACUAAAAGCAAUACCGCAUCUGAAUGGUACAUUGCUCCAGAAUUCAGAAGUGACGGUGUGGAAUCAUACGAGUAUGACAUAUACAGUCUUGGUAUUAUAAUCACUGAGAUUAUCACUGGAUCGAGAGAAAAACCAAAUGUAGAAAAUGUAAGUAGAUAUUGGAUGCAGAGGGUUAGGACAGCACUUUUAUAUCAAGUGGAGACAUGUACAAAAAUUGCAGUGCGAUGUGUGAAUCCACAAAGAAAGGGGAGACCGAAGAUAAAGGAUAUUGUAGAAGACCUGAAUAAAAUGGAAACUCAAAUGUUGAGCCAGGGUCUCGAUGCCAUAGCUUUAAACUCGAGUGGAAAGUUAAGCUCCCUCCAUGUUCCAGAGAGGGGGCCACUAGAUGUAGUCAUUGUGUACGCAUUUGACUGCUCCGACUCGACCUCGGCCUGGUACACUGUGGAUGAUGGAGUCUUUUGGAUGGUGCAAGAGAAGCUCACCCACUUUGUCGACAGCUGCCUUGGUUACAUCUACGUCAUGCUGACCAGUAACACAUACACGUGUGACAUGAAACCAGUUGACUCAGGUGAGACAAAGGCAACUGGCUACACGAGCUUCGCCAGGAACAGGACGACCUGCAAGAAAGACAUGGCUUCCGGCCUUGCCGAGGCGCAUAAAAUGAUUGGCUACCGGGGUUCGUACCAAAACGGCAUCAUCUUAUUCUUCUCGGAUGGGCUGAUAAACAAGGGAGACUUCUUUGAUGGAACUGAGAAUUUCACCUCCAAAGUGCCUGUGCACACGUUUACUCUCGGUGGGGAUGCAAAUAACCAGUGUCUCCUUGAAAUUGCUGCAAAUUCGCCGGGAGGGAAGUUUCACACGGCCCCUGUGCCAGACAGACCGAAUCUGUCACCAACUUUCUCAAGGCUACUUGAUAGCAUCCUUGGCGGCACCACGAUGGUCGACGACGCAAAGCCUCCUAAACCCAGUUCAUCAGCACGGGGGCCAUUGGACGUGGUGAUUGUGUACGCCUUUGACUGCACAAACUCUACCCCAGCCUGGUACACGGUUGAUGGCGGGGUGUUUUGGUUGGUGCAAGAGAAGCUUACCCAGUAUGCUGACAGCUGCCUCGGUUACAUCUACGUCAUGUCGACCCCUAACACGUACACAUGCGACAUGAAACCAGUUGACUCAGCAGAAACUAAGGCAACCGGAUACAAAUCGUUUGCAAGACGCAGGAUGACGUGCACGAAAUAUAUGGCAUCCGGUCUCGUUGAAGCGCAUAAAAUGAUUGGCAACCGUGGGUCGUACCAAAACGGCAUCAUCUUGUUCUUCUCUGAUGGUUUGAUAAACACGGGAGACUUCUUUGACGGAACUGAGAGCUUCAUCUCCAAAGUGCCUGUGCACACAUUCACUCUUGGCGGCGACGCAUAUAACCAUGGUCUCCAAGCCAUUGCCGCAAAUUCACCGGGUGGGACAUUCAAUCCCGUUCCCAUUCCGGAGAUACCACAGCUGUCGGCGCCCUUCAAGAAACUAUUGGACGGCCUCCUCAGAGGCGCCAUGAGGGACUGAAUUUGUUUGACAGCUUGCAUUGCUUGGGUCAUUUCCUAUAAAUUUGAGUCAAAGUUUUGGACAAAGUUUGAGUCAAACAUUGGGAAUAUAAAUUAUAAAUAAAUUUUAAGUUAUUGAGUUUGAAAAGUGAAAA
Molecule: messenger RNA, 2762 nt
Organism: Panicum virgatum (switchgrass)
Lineage: Eukaryota; Viridiplantae; Streptophyta; Magnoliopsida; Poales; Poaceae
Exons: 10
Coding region: 482-2629 (715 amino acids)
Biological process (GO): protein phosphorylation
Molecular function (GO): ATP binding; protein kinase activity
Source: RefSeq, a predicted model, not a curated record